CUGCUGCCUGCCCAUUCCCCGUGCCAACACCCCCCAUAGGCAACCCCGAGCUGCCACCCCGCCGCGCUGCUUGGCCCCUGGGUGCCUGGCUUGGGGGCAGCCGCAGCUCCGCUGGCUCUGAUGGUGUGUGAUGCCCUCGGUGCCAGCCAGAUGCCAGGCGCCUGCGUGACUCCCCAAGGGAACUGCACCUAUUUCCCGUUCUUCUCGGACUUCAAGGGCCAGAACAGGGUGGCCCUGAGCGCCCUGGAGACCGCCGUCCUCUCCUGCAUCUUCCUGGGGUCCCUGCUGGUCAACGUCUGCGCCAUCUCGGCGCUGGCCAGGAAGAAGAAGCUGCUCACCGCCAACUGCCUGGUGCUCAACCUCUUCUGCGUGGACCUGCUCUUCAUCAGCGCCAUCCCCCUCAUCCUCGUGGUGCGCUGGACCGAGUCCUGGGUGCUGGGGGACGUCGUCUGCCACAUGCUCUUAUACGUGAUAAGCCUCAGCGGCAGCGUCACCAUCCUGUCCCUGGCGGCGGUGAGCCUGGAGCGCAUGGUCUGCAUCGUCCGGCUGCGGCACACGGCCCGCUGCAGCGGCAAGCUGCUGGCCGGGACCCUGCUGCUCAUCUGGGGGCUCGCCGCCCUCGCCAACCUCCCGCUCUGCCUCUUCUUCCAGGUGGAGCCCCUGCCCAUGAACGGCGAGGAAGUUCAAAUUUGCACCUUGGUUUGGCCCAGUGUUGCAGGAGAAAUCUCUUGGGACAUAACAUUCACCUUUGUGGUCUUUGUAAUACCAGGAUUAGUCAUUGUGAUCAGUUAUACAAAGAUUUUACAGAUUACAAAAGCAUCAAGAAAAAGAUUAAAUGUCAGUUUAGCCUCCUCAGAAAUGCGUCAGAUUCGAGUCUCCCAACGAGAUUACAAACUAUUUCGAACUUUGUUUGUGCUGAUGAUCUCUUUCUUCAUCAUGUGGAGUCCAAUUAUCAUCACUGUUCUCUUAAUUUUAGUUCAGAACUUCAAACAGGAUUUGAAAAUUUUGCCAUCAUUUUUCUUCUGGAUAAUGGCAUUCACUUUUGCCAACUCUGCCGUCAAUCCAGUUUUGUAUAAUGUUACCCAUUUCAAACAUGAAUGGUGGCAAUUUCUUUUGUGUUGUGCAGCUCUUCCUGGAAGGAGAAUGACUAAUACAGAAACCACAGGAAGAAGAAAUGACCACAUAGAACCUAACUUAUCUGUAAUUUCUAAAUAAGUAAUGUAUGAACUAUGUCUCAGCUGUUGCUUUGGCUGCUAAGCCAUAUACUUUCCCACAUUGACCAGCUCACCAUUUUAUAGUACUUGUAUUAUAUGCUAAGGAAAACAGAUAGGAAAAUAAAUACAACUAUAGUUCAACUUCUAUAAUCCUAACCUAGACAAAAUGUCAUUGUCUUGGGAGUUUUGCCUGAGUAAAACUGCAGAAUUUAAUCUUAUCGGCCUAAUGCUCUUCUCAUAAUGAUGUAAUCAGGAGUAAUGUCACUGACAUUGGUGGAGGCACAGAAAUGUAAAACAGUGUAACUUCAGAGAAGAAUUGGGCUCUAUGGGGGCAGAUUUUCAGACGGUGUAAAUUGUCGACUUACUACAGUGGAGCCAGGACAACUUACAGCAGCUGAGGAUAUUCUCCAGUUUUACUAUCCAUUUGCCAGUAAGAAUAGAAACCAACUUUUAAAAAUGGGUGUAAAAAGUGCACCCUCAAAAAUGUCCAUGCAGUCACUAAGUCUAUAAAAUAAAAAAAAGGCAUUUGCAUGCAUAAAUC
Caretta caretta (loggerhead turtle) is the source of this 1755-nucleotide messenger RNA. It is a transcript of the gene FFAR4, whose product is annotated as free fatty acid receptor 4. Gene Ontology annotation, cellular component: plasma membrane. Lineage: Eukaryota; Metazoa; Chordata; Testudines; Cheloniidae. The record is from RefSeq and is a predicted model, not a curated record. Gene Ontology annotation, molecular function: G protein-coupled receptor activity. Gene Ontology annotation, biological process: G protein-coupled receptor signaling pathway.